Scheffersomyces coipomensis is the source of this 2005-nucleotide messenger RNA. It is a transcript of the gene HST3, whose product is annotated as NAD-dependent histone deacetylase. Bases 382 to 1827 code for a protein of 481 amino acids. Lineage: Eukaryota; Fungi; Ascomycota; Pichiomycetes; Serinales; Debaryomycetaceae. Gene Ontology annotation, cellular component: nucleus; mating-type region heterochromatin. The record is from RefSeq and is a predicted model, not a curated record. Gene Ontology annotation, molecular function: histone deacetylase activity, NAD-dependent; NAD+ binding. The transcript has a single exon. Gene Ontology annotation, biological process: negative regulation of transcription by RNA polymerase II; replication-born double-strand break repair via sister chromatid exchange; pericentric heterochromatin formation.
UGGUGUAUUUUUGUGUCGCAGACCAUUUAACGAAAGGAGACAUUUUUCUGGUAGGGGCACAAAAAUGAAAAAAAGGUUCCUUUAAAGUAGAAGAAAAAAUAGGAUGCUAAGUGUAACGGAAUAUAUUUAAAUUACAGCAAUUGCAGUCAUCGGUAAGAACUUGAGAUUAUUUGUUAAGGAACGGUCAUAUCAAUAAGGAUUAGGAUCAAAGUCAUUACGCUUCGUAUACGUUAUCAACAUCUCUUAGUACAAAUAAGUGUGUGGUUAUAGCAAAUAAGCACGAUCCAUAUACUUCUUUUAUAGUUGAAACGAGACGAAACAGGACAGAUAGAUCAGAACUACCGUCGACAACAACGAUACCAACAACAUACAGAUAGCAAGAUGAUCACUAUAGACUUAUUGAAUCAUAAGUCUCAUAGCGAUAUUCCAUCGGAAGUAUCGAUUAACUUGAAUGAAGCUAUCAAAUUCAUCUUCAAAGCUAAGAAAGCAACUGUGUUAACAGGAGCAGGGAUAUCCUGUAAUGCCGGGAUACCUGAUUUUAGAUCUUCUGAUGGGUUAUAUAACCUUGUUAAAUCAAAAUAUCCUAAGAAUAUAGUAAGAGGUCAAGAUUUAUUUGAUAUUUCAUUGUUUAGGGAUGAGUUAUCCUUAUCAUUAUUCUGUACAUUUAUGGAAUCAUUAUAUCAAUCAAGUUUAAAAGCAGAAGCUACUGAAACUCAUAAAUUUAUUAAACUUUUAAAGGAAAAGAAUAAACUUUUAAGAUGUUAUACUCAAAACAUUGAUUCAUUAGAAAAAUCAAUUGAUUUAAAUAUGGGAAUUAACUUGAAUGAAUUCAAUGAUUCAAAGACUUUCAAUCAAAGUUGGAAGAACUUGGAUGUGAUUCAAUUACAUGGUAAUUUACAUAAAUUAUCUUGUACUAAUUGUUUUACUAAUUUCGAUUGGAAUGAAAAAUAUAGACAUCAAUUAGCUAAUGGUUUAAAUCCAGAAUGUGCUGAAUGUUAUAGAAAAUAUGAAGAAAGAUUAUAUUCUGGUAAACGUUUAACUGGUAAUAUUGGUAUUUUAAGACCAGAUAUAGUAUUAUAUGGUGAGCAUCACCCACAAGCUGAUAUCUUAGCUCAAGGUUUAAAUGUUGAUUUAAGAGCUAGACCCGAUUUAUUAAUCGUAAUGGGAACUUCAUUAAAAGUUGAUGGAGUUAAGAAAUUAGUUAAAUCAUUAAGUGCAUCUAUUCAUAGUAAAGGAGGUAAAGUAAUAUUUGUUAAUAAAACUCCAUUAUCAAAACAAUGGGAUUCUUAUAUUGAUUAUGAAAUCUUAAGUGAUUGUGAUAAUUUUGUUAAGAUACUAAAGAAAGAAAUACCCGAUUUAUUCUUAACUCAAGAACAAUUAGAUUCUAAGAAAUUAAAGAAUUCUAUUAAAGAAUCAUUACCAGUAAUAAAGAAAGAAAAACCAAUUAAAAAAGAAUCAUCAUCUACAUCAAAUAAAAUCAUAAAACAAGAAAAGAAAGUUACAAAAAUUAAACAAGAGAUCAAAAAGGAAAAUAUUGAAUCAGCAUUAUCAUCUUCAUCUGAAUCAGACUUGGAUGAAGCUUUAACACCUCCCAUAACACCUACAAAGAUAAAGAAAAGGCCUGCUCUUAAGCGUAAAACUUCUAAUGUUGACAAUAUGGCAAAUAAGAAACUUAAAUAUGAAUUACCAACUCCAUUAUCAAGUUUUAAUGACGAUAUAAUAGAAAUUGCUUCAGAAGACUUUAACUCUACUGGAUUAAGAACCCUUACUCGAUCAGAAAUGAAUCAACAUUAUAAUUCAACUCGCCUAAAGCAAGAAGUCGCAUGAACAAGUGUCUAAUGAUUUUACGAUUUUUCAAUAAUUUUACUCUUUAAUUCAUCAAUUUGCAUAAAUUCAAAAUAUAUUGCUCAUUUUUUAAACCAUAUAGAUAUUUACUUCAUAUCUGUUACGAUCUUUUUAAUUGUAUAUUAGCUUCAUUUAAUAAAAUAUUUUGCAUAGUUAAAUA